AUACUGUGACAAAUGUGUUAUUCUAAAACAGCUCCAGUCUCCUCCACCAGUUCCCCGGUGAACCGUUGGGGGGACCGGGAGAGUCGGACUGCCCGCUCCGCGGCCCCUGCUUCCCGGCUCCGCGUGCGUAAGAUCCGGCCCGGAGGAAAGGGACGAAUGUUAAUUUCAAAGAUGGCAGCGGAGGGAGGAGGGAAGGAGAUGAACGAAAUUAAAACUCAGUUCACCACUCGGGAAGGCGUCUAUAAACUCCUCACUCACUCCGAAUACAGCCGCCCCAACAGGGUGCCUUUCAACUCGCAAGGCUCCAACCCCGUCAAGGUCUCCUUCGUCAACGUGAACGACCAGUCGGGCAACGGCGACCGGAUCUGUUUCAAUGUGGGCCGGGAGCUCUACUUCUACAUCUACAAAGGCGUGCGAAAGGCUGCUGACCUGAGCAAGCCCAUCGACAAGCGCAUCUACAAGGGAACGCAGCCCACCUGCCAUGACUUCAACCACCUCACCGCCACAGCAGAGGGCGUGUCGUUGCUGGUGGGUUUUUCUGCGGGACAGGUCCAGCUCAUUGACCCGAUCAAGAAGGAGACGAGCAAGCUCUUCAACGAGGAGAGACUAAUCGACAAGUCCAGAGUAACCUGCGUGAAAUGGGUGCCGGGUUCCGAGAGCCUGUUUCUGGUCUCUCACGCCAGUGGGAACAUGUACCUGUACAACGUGGAGCACACCUGCGGCACCACGGCUCCACACUACCAGCUGCUCAAACAGGGAGAGAACUACUCUGUGCACACCUGUAAGAGUAAAUCCACACGGAACCCUCUCCUCAAAUGGACGGUCGGCGAGGGGGCUCUGAACGAGUUUGCCUUCUCUCCAGAUGGGAAGUUCCUCGCCUGCGUCAGCCAAGACGGCUUCCUGCGAGUCUUCAACUUCGACGCGGUGGAGCUCCACGGCACCAUGAAGAGCUACUUCGGCGGCCUGCUGUGCGUGUGCUGGAGCCCCGACGGGAAGUACAUCGUGGCGGGCGGCGAGGACGACUUGGUGACCGUGUGGUCCUUUUUGGACUGCAGAGUCAUCGCCCGGGGUCACGGGCACAAGUCGUGGGUCAGCGUGGUGGCGUUCGACCACUACACCACCAGCGUGGAGGAGAGCGACCCGACGGAGUUCAGCGGCAGCGACGAGGACUUCCAGGACCAGAUGAUCCACUUCGGACGAGACCGGGCCGACAGCACGCGGUCCCGACUCUCCAAGCGCAACUCCACGGACAGCCGGCCCGCGAGCGUCACCUACAGGUUCGGCUCGGUGGGCCAGGACACUCAGCUGUGCCUGUGGGACCUCACGGAGGACAUCCUCUUCCCCCAUCUCCCGCUCUCACGGACACGAACGCACACCAACGUGAUGAACGCCGCCGCCCCCCCCGCCGGCGCGGCGAUCAUCACGAACACCUCGAGUAGCACGACGAACGGAACCGGCAGCGGCGCCAACACCCCUGGCGUUAACUCCCUCUCGACUGCAUUACCGCUCUCCAGCAGCCUGCCCCAUUCAGCCAGCGCCACGGCAAACAAUACCAACAAGGCCGGCGCCGGCGCCGGCGGUAUCGGCAGUGGCGUUAUGGACGGCGCCAUCGCCACCGGCGUGAGUAAGUUCGCCACGCUGUCGCUCCACGACCGGAAGGAACGCCACCACGACAAGGACCACAAGCGCAACCACAGCAUGGGGCACAUCAGCAGCAAGAGCAGCGACAAGCUCAACCUGCUGACCAGAACCAAAACGGACCCGGCCAAGACUCUGGGCACGCUGCUGUGCCCGCGCAUGGAGGACGUCCCCCUCCUCGAGCCCCUCAUCUGUAAAAAGAUAGCACACGAGAGACUGACUGUACUCAUAUUUCUAGAGGACUGUUUAGUGACUGCUUGUCAGGAGGGAUUUAUUUGCACAUGGGCGAGGCCGGGCAAAGUGGGUUUAUUGUCCUCCCAAAACCAAGCCAGCUCUCCCAGUGGAACAGUAGUAUAGCCACAAUAGUUCUGCUGCUAAAGAACCCUGCAACCCCGAGUCUGAUGCUGCUCUUCACCCUGCGAGCUUUGCAAGUUUUCCUUUUUCUUUUAUCCCCCCCCCCCCACCACCACCCGACUUUUGUUAAUGGCUUUUUUCUGUUUUUGUUUUUCGUUUAUCACUCACUUGACCUAGAGGAGAAAUGAAGCAAGAGAAGGUGUGGUGCAAUUUGUUCUCUGGAGUUUUAACACAUUUUAGAUUUUUUUUUUUAGCGUUCUUUUCAAAUACCGUCAGACUGUUGUCCCCUCUGGAAAUAGACCGUUGCUUUGUGAGAUGCGAACCAGACAAUUGUGGCGUGAGAUUAAAGGGAGAGUUAAGUUAAUGUUCAUAGUCUCUUUGUUCUCCUUUCUCUUCGCCUCGUUGUGGGCGGCGCCCAGUCUCGGCUCAGGGUUACGUUACUGACUAAAAUGUGAUUUUUUUUAUUUUUUAUGAAUUAUCCAUUUUAUAACCAAGUGCGUAAGCAUCUGAAAGUUUUGCAUCCAUCCACAUUCACCCCACCCCCUUCUCUUUUCAACAACUUUGCACUGAUUUUGUUAUUGUGUUUGUUUUUAUAACCGCUCUAAUGGAACAAAAAAUGAGGGUGGAGGACCGCCUUGUUGCAUCCUCCGUCUUUAAAUCUGAAUCCAUAUAAAGGUGGAUGCUGCAAUCAGUCUUGUUAAAGAAAAACAUGUUUGCACUUAAUUUAGUUUAUUAGAAGAAAAUGGCUUUACGUGUUGGGUGAGCUCAUAACUCGCAGAUGGCUAUUAACAGUAGGUGAAGAAAAAUGAUAAACAAUUAAAACCUUUUUCAAUUGAGCAUUUAUUUCAGAUUAAAAUCUGCUUUGUAUCAUAAUGUGCAUAUUGUAAUUAAUUGAUUUGAUGGGGCCCGAAGCAAACUACCAUUACGCCAGUGGAAGUUUUGUCAUUGAUAGUUAUAUUUCUAAAGCCUAAAGUAUACAUAUUAAUAAUAUUAAAAUAAUCUUGAAUA
Pseudoliparis swirei is the source of this 3000-nucleotide messenger RNA. RefSeq names its product WD repeat domain 20a (gene wdr20a). The transcript is spliced from 4 exons. Gene Ontology annotation, molecular function: protein binding. The coding region runs from base 13 to 1995 and encodes 660 amino acids. The record is from RefSeq and is a predicted model, not a curated record. Lineage: Eukaryota; Metazoa; Chordata; Actinopteri; Perciformes; Liparidae.